UUCAAUGCAAUUCAAUUCUUAUAUUAUAAUAUUAUUAAUGUCAUUAAUACAUUAGUAUUACCUUUGUGGCCAUGAGUGGACGCUGGUUGGUGAUGGUGAGCCUCUUCUUCCUCAGCUCAAUACAACCGCACGAGUUAAAUCAUUUGAAAAGACGUGCUUCAUCUACACUGACGUCUGCCUCUGAUGCAGGGAAGCAGUUCUGUGUAUUGAGUUUCCUCUGGCAUAGUGGCAUAUACAUAUUCCAAAACAUGGGGAUGUUCUGGAUGUACUGCCUACAGCACCUGUUAUCAUUUUACAGCAACAGCUCUGUAAACAGGGCCCAACACGCAACAGCAGAGAACGCUGUGUUGUCUGUAGAUCCGACAGACUCGCCAAUAGACUGCUGGAUAACGAUCACGUGAUAUGUUUACUGCAAAUCCAUGUCCGUUCCGCGGCUAUAAGAAUAACGAGAGCCGUGAGCUGUAAGUCAGAGCGAAUCGGAACUAGGAGUACAGAAGAGUACAGGAAAUCGGCCUGUGAACUCUUAACGUGUGAUUAACUUCAUGUGUGCUUCAAGUAGUGCACUGAUGUUGGGAGGUGCGAUUUAGUGAGACUUCUAAGGUUCAUGUGUUAUGAAUCCGUUGCCAAGAAACGGAUAGUGAAG
This is a messenger RNA of Cryptotermes secundus, 643 nucleotides long. RefSeq lists its product as uncharacterized. The coding region runs from base 72 to 401 and encodes 109 amino acids. NCBI's taxonomy places the organism in Eukaryota, Metazoa, Arthropoda, Insecta, Blattodea, Kalotermitidae. The record is from RefSeq and is a predicted model, not a curated record. The transcript is spliced from 3 exons.